This is a messenger RNA of Drosophila takahashii, 1487 nucleotides long. RefSeq names its product general transcription factor IIIC subunit l(2)37Cd (gene l(2)37Cd). Gene Ontology annotation, biological process: transcription initiation at RNA polymerase III promoter. The record is from RefSeq and is a predicted model, not a curated record. Gene Ontology annotation, molecular function: RNA polymerase III type 2 promoter sequence-specific DNA binding; RNA polymerase III type 1 promoter sequence-specific DNA binding. NCBI's taxonomy places the organism in Eukaryota, Metazoa, Arthropoda, Insecta, Diptera, Drosophilidae. Gene Ontology annotation, cellular component: transcription factor TFIIIC complex.
CAAUUUCGGACCAUGUCGCGCCAGUUGAGUUUUAAUCCGCGAAAGGAAUACGAGUUGAUUGAAUAUCCCGGCAAAGUGGUAAAUCCGGAUCGGAUGAUAGCCACUCUGGGCGGGAUUAUCAAUGUGUCCAAGGUGCUUGGCGAUGAGGUAAAGCGCAUGGCGUUGCACUUCCAUCCGGAGAAUCCCUACAAUAAACCCACUUUUGGGGACUGCACGGAUAAAACUGGAGUUCUGCUUUCAAUAACUGUGAGGCGUCACAAAAAGGACAAGCAACGGCCUCCGGAAUACUUUGUCCGGGUUUUGGGCCACUGCAGCAGGAGUUUCACCUUCGAAACGCUUUGUGAUUUCCAAUACUUGCCUCUUUGGUCCACACCAAAAAGCGACAAUGCUAAGGCUGCCCAGGAGCUCACCUACGCUUUGGAUCAAUUAAAACCCAGGGAUACAUCCGAUUUGGACUUCUUCAAACGACGUCACAAUCAGGUGCUGGCCCUGCCCGAAUUGUUCACCCACGUGGACGUGGUCUACUCGGGCACCUAUCGCAUCGAUGGCUCGGAGGACGGCCAACAGGAGGUGCUGGGCGUGCAGUCCAAGUCCACGUACGACAACCAGGGCGUGGUCUCGUUCAACAUGGUGGACAGUUUUCCCACCCAGGCGGACUCGCAGAACCUCAAACGCCUCAAGGUGAAGUACGUUUCCGAUGAGCAGUUGACCCUGGUCAAAAAGCUGUUCGAUGACUGCCCCAUUUGGACCAGGAUUGCCCUGCAAUAUGAAUCCGGCCUGACCAACGACAAGCUGAAGUGCAUCACACCUUCGCUGGCGUUUUACUUUAGCAACGGUCCGUGGCGAACUUUAUAUGUGCGCUUUGGCUACGAUCCUCGCAAGGAUUUCAAUAGUCGCUACUACCAGACCUUCGACUUUCGGCUGCGAUUCAGCACCGGCCUCUCGGAAUUUGUGUAUGCCAAGAAAUUCGUGAAGCAACGCAGGGCGGCAAAUGUUCCCUUUGCUCCUAUCGAGGAUCGCGUCUCCGAUUUGGUCCAGGACAUUGACUAUCCCUACCUGGAUGAGCACAAGUUGCCACGUUCUCGGCAGUGCAUGCUGCGUUACUGCGACGUCCGGAUGACGAAGAUCCAGGAAAUGCUGGAGAAGAUUCCCACACCGCUUACCGGAGCCGUUUGCAAUGAGCGAACCGGGUGGCUGCCGCCAGGAUUCGAUGCCCAGGUGCGACAAAUUGUGUGUGCCAGCAUUAGCGAACUGUUGCGCAAUCAUUACCGCAAGGAGAACCUCACGGCGGAGGUGGAAGCGGUCACGCAAGCCGACGAUGAGGAGGAGGACGAGCCCGAGGACGAGGAGACGCAGGAGGAGGAUAUGGAGCUGGACGAGACGCAGGCCAUGAACAGCUCGGAGCAGUUCGUCGACAACGACAUCGAGCAGCUCUUUGAUAAUAUCACAAGCUGAGUCGAGCACUGACUGAAAUAAAUGUAGCUUAA